GGAGGUGCGGCUCCCCCAGCCCGGCGCUGCCCUCCCCCUUCCUCUCCCCCCGCCGCUUUUAUGUCUGUCUUUAAACGCCGUCGCAGCGAGGGCUGGGGGCACAUGUGCCUGCUGCCGCCUGCCCGCCGCUGAGCCCCGCGCCCGCACGGCCCCGCUCGCCACCCCGCGCCCCCCGCGGGGGCACCCGGAUCCCCGCCCCCCCCCCCCCCCCUUCCCGCAGCCGGCGCCCGUCGAGCCCCGCGGGCGGAGGAAGUAUUCUUCUGUAACUAAAAUUUAAGGAGACUAAUCUGGGAGAAAAGUUGUCAGCAUUUGAGACUGUACAGGGUCUCGAUGUGAGAAAAAGUCGGGAAGAACAUUUUGUAGAAACGGAGAAGAAAUUUUCCAGCAGUCUGAAACAGAUGCAGUGUCACUGAAGUCUGUAUAAAUACCCGUAUUUGCAGCAGGUGUGAAUGUAGUCUUGCGUCUUUAAAUAGUUUUGCUAUAGCCUAAAUGAUUUAAUUGUAUAAAGACUCCAGAAUCAAAACCAUUCCUUUUUCCUAAUGCUUUCAAGUCUCCUAUAGCCCAAAGAGCUCUUAUUUUUUUGCUAUGUAUCAUGCAUUAACAUGUCUCAGAUAACAUCACCGAAGAAUGCAGAGAAAUGUAAGUUUCAUUGUAUAGACUAUAAUUAUCCUUCAUUAUGAUUGAGUUAAGUACUUAUCGAAUCUCUAUCUGUUACUGACAGGCUGUAUUAAACUAUCUAGGGCAAAAUGCUAGAUCAUGUAGUUCACGCUGAAGAGUAGCAUAAUGGCUGCUUCAGUAGAUAAAAAUGGGCUUGACUAGGCAAAAAGGCUAUGGUGCUAUUCUUAUUUCCGCCAAAGAACACAAUGCUGCAUUGCAGCAGUAAUUCGGUCUGUGCAGUGAGUACUGUAACACAAUGUAACUCUUGCUGAAAUAAUGAUCUGUACACAGAUUCUCCCAGCGAUAGCCAUUCUUCACAGUCAGUACUCCCACAAAACCUGGAUUGCUCCUGCAGACUUCUCUCUCACUCAGUCAGAUAUGAUGGUCGUUAGCUAUUCUCUCCAUCCUGCCUGCACCAGUGGCCUGAUUCCUUUUUGCAGACUCACAGUAGUCCUUUGCUCCUAAAACUUUGGUUUUCCUUUUUCGAUAUUGGUUGCUCCCAUCAUGCUUUCUUCUGCUUAGUUCAUGGACUUGUGUUUGAGAUGCAUUUUAUAGGCUUCCUUCAAGGUGCAGAAGCUCGUCUUACUUUUGCAUAUAAUCCUCAUCCAGUGAUUUCAUACAGACUGAAACCUUUGGUGUGAAUAUCAGUCAAGAUCUUUUAUGAACAUCUGCCAUGGUGAGAAUCCUGACUUUUGGUUCUGUGUCCUCUGCUGAAUCAUACUGGUUUCUUCACUGGGAGUCGAUGUGGAGAUCUUAUUAACAGGAGCGCAAGACGUAAGCUUAUGGGACUGGACUGGUACACUGCGCUAUCACAGUCUACCUUCAAAGCAGAGAUUAGAGAAAUGUGAGCUGGCUGCAGUUUUAUAUUGCGUUUUUCUACCCCCACAGCAGCGUGUUGGUAUGUUAACUGCUUCAUCAGAGAAGAAAGCAGAGCACUGAGGAACAGAAUAUUAAUCCUUUUCUCCCUUUAAUGGCAAACAUUGAACUUAAAAAGAUACUUUCAGUAGAACAAACAUUCAGAAACAGAAGUCCUUACUCUUGAUUCCCUGAUAUCAAGGACUCAUCAGGCACCAUCUUAAGUCUGUUGCUUCAAUAUUUUUGGCCAAGCAGAGGGAGAGCUUUCUUCAGCACUUGUCCAUCUGUCUCAGCUGAACUUGACUUCUUUACUGUUUUUCUCAUAUUACAAAUGCCUAAGAACAGCAAGGUAGUGAAAAGAGAACUAGAUGAUGAAGUCAUUGAGUCAGUUAAGGACCUUCUAUCUAAUGAAGACUCUUCAGAUGAUGCCUUUAAGAAGAGUGAACUUAUGGUUGAUGAUCAGGAAGAAAAAGAUGUAGAUGUUGAAGAAGGCUCAGAUGUAGAAGAUGAAAGACCUGCUUGGAACAGCAAACUUCAGUAUAUUCUGGCACAAGUUGGAUUUUCUGUGGGAUUGGGGAAUGUGUGGCGAUUCCCAUAUCUGUGUCAGAAAAAUGGUGGAGGUGCCUAUCUUGUGCCAUACUUAAUCUUGCUACUGAUAAUAGGGAUUCCGCUCUUUUUCUUGGAGCUUGCUGUGGGGCAGAGGAUCCGCCGAGGGAGUAUCGGUGUGUGGAAUUAUAUCAGCCCUAAACUUGGAGGAAUCGGAUUUGCAAGCUGCGUAGUAUGUUUUUUUGUUGCCCUGUACUACAAUGUCAUUAUUGGAUGGAGUCUGUUUUACUUUUCCCAGUCUUUUCAGCAUCCAUUACCGUGGGACCAGUGUCCUUUAGUUAAAAAUGCAUCUCAUACCUUUGUGGAGCCAGAGUGUGAAAAAAGUUCUGCAACCACUUAUUACUGGUACAGAGAAGCACUGAAUAUUUCCAGCUCUCUGUCAGAGAGCGGAGGUUUAAAUUGGAAGAUGACUAUCUGCUUGCUGGCUGCCUGGGUCAUGGUAUGCCUAGCCAUGAUCAAAGGCAUUCAAUCUUCAGGCAAAAUCAUGUAUUUUAGUUCCCUUUUUCCUUAUGUGGUGCUUUUAUGCUUUCUGAUCAGAGGACUGCUCCUUAAUGGGUCAGUGGAUGGAAUUCGUCACAUGUUCACACCUAAGCUUGAAAUAAUGCUGGAGCCCAAGGUCUGGAGAGAAGCUGCUACUCAGGUGUUCUUUGCCUUAGGGCUUGGAUUUGGUGGAGUCAUUGCCUUUUCAAGCUACAACAAGAGAGACAACAACUGCCAUUUUGAUGCUGUACUGGUGUCCUUCAUCAAUUUUUUCACUUCUGUGCUGGCAACUUUGGUGGUGUUUGCAGUUCUGGGCUUCAAAGCCAAUAUCAUAAAUGAAAAAUGUGUUAUCCAAAAUUCAGAAAAGAUUUUAAAACUUUUGAAAAUAGGCAAUCUGAGUCAGGAUAUGAUCCCACAUCAUAUAAAUUUCUCAAGCAUUACAGCAGAAGAUUACAAUUUAGUUUAUGACAUUAUUCAGAAAGUUAAAGAAGAAGAGUUUGAGUCUCUCGGUCUGAAAUCUUGUCAAAUUGAAGAUGAACUUAACAAGGCAGUUCAAGGAACUGGUUUAGCUUUUAUUGCCUUUACAGAAGCAAUGACCCACUUCCCUGCUUCUCCUUUCUGGUCAGUCAUGUUCUUCCUCAUGUUGGUAAAUUUGGGACUUGGAAGUAUGUUUGGAACUAUUGAAGGCAUCAUCACACCCAUUGUUGAUACCUUCAAAGUCAGGAAAGAAAUUCUUACUGUCAUCUGCUGCUUGGUAGCAUUUUUUAUUGGCCUGAUCUUUGUGCAGCGCUCUGGAAAUUAUUUUGUGACAAUGUUUGAUGACUACUCAGCUACUCUACCCCUGCUUAUUGUGGUCAUUUUGGAGAAUAUUGCAGUCAUCCGAAUUUAUGGAAUAGACAAAUUUAUGGAGGAUCUGAAGGAUAUGCUUGGGUUUUCUCCAAGCCAGUAUUAUUACUACAUGUGGAAAUAUGUUUCACCUUUAGUAUUAUUAUGUUUGCUGGUAGCUAGCAUUGUCCAAAUGGGAUUAAGUCCUCCUGGCUACAAUGCUUGGAUUGAAGAUACGGCUAUGGAAGAGUUCCACAGCUAUCCAACAUGGGGAAUGAUUGUCUGUAUAUCUCUGAUGGUGUUGGCCAUACUGCCAGUUCCAAUAGUCUUCAUGGUGCGCCGUUGCAACCUUAUUGAUGACAGCUCCGGUAGUUUGGCAUCUGUAUCCUACAAAAGAGGCCGGAUAAUAAAGGAACCUGUUAAUCUGGAGGGAGAUAAUACAAGUCUGAUCCAUGGGAAGAGUCCAAGUGAAGUGCCGUCUCCAAACUUUGGCAAAAACAUAUAUCGAAAACAGACUGGAUCACCAACUCUGGACACUGCUCCAAAUGGACGUUAUGGUAUUGGGUACCUGAUGGCAGAUAUGCCUGAUAUGCCAGAGUCUGAUUUGUAACUGCAGAAAAAAAAUGCUGUUUGUUUCUCCUCUCUCACUGAUCAUGGCUCUCCUAUGAGAAGUGGUCAGCUUUACUUACUAGGGUGUGAUCUCAGGUGCUCCACAGCAACAGUCUUUAAAAUGUCAUGACUGUACGUACAGAGAAAACUCUCUUUGGAUUAAUUCUCUGGGUUUUCAUUUGCACUGAAUGGAACACAUUCAAAAUCAAUUGCAGCCUACAUCUGCCAGCACAGCCAAGAAUUUGAUUUUUUAAUUAAUUUCUAAAUCUAAAGCUUUCUAUCUCUAAAGCCCAGAUCUCACUCAAAUGAUAAAAUAUUUCUGAAGUAAUAUCACUGAAAAUCUUUUAUUUUGUGCUUUCAGGUUAACUCCCCAGUAUUAAAAGUGAGCUCAGAAGUAGUUCACCAAACCCAUGUUUGUGUAAACACUUGUGUAUACCUUCUGUAGAUACGCUGUACUUAUUUUGUUAGCACUGAUAAUUACUUAGGCUAUUAGCUGAGUAAAGAACAAACCUGUGAACUAUUUUCUUAUGUAAUAGCUGUAUAGAGCAAUAGGAUUAGAAAAUCAAGGAGUAGACUUACAGGAAAGUGAGGAAAGAGUCCCUGUUCACUGGGGACUGCAUAACUGUGGCUGUAUAUUUUGUGUAAAAUAUUUGCUUUUUCAGUGUGAAAACAAUGUUAGAGUGAGUCACUCCAAGAAUCUUAAGGAUUGUGCAGAUUCUGCAUUUUUUUCUAUGCUGUGUGCCUAAAAAAGACCUUGAUAUUUAUUGUGGUUACAAGAUUACAUAUAUAUUAUAUUUAUAUAAUAUACUUGUAAUGUAAAUAUGUAUAUUAUUCUGUAUGUAAUCAUUUCAAAAGUUGAAGCAAGAUGGCUUUUUUAAUUAGUCUCCUUCAGUUUUGCUUCUGUUUUAUGCAGACCAUUUUUUUCAGUCAGUAAUUGUUAAGAGCUGUAUGUCAUUACAUUUUAACCUAUAAAUAAAGAGAUUGACAUGGUACUUCUCUGUGAUCUCCUAAUACACUUAUUAUAACACUGUCUGC
Messenger RNA from Tyto alba (common barn owl), 5067 nucleotides. RefSeq names its product solute carrier family 6 member 15 (gene SLC6A15). Gene Ontology annotation, molecular function: proline:sodium symporter activity. Gene Ontology annotation, cellular component: plasma membrane. Lineage: Eukaryota; Metazoa; Chordata; Aves; Strigiformes; Tytonidae. The coding region runs from base 1844 to 4033 and encodes 729 amino acids. The transcript is spliced from 13 exons. Gene Ontology annotation, biological process: L-leucine transport; sodium ion transmembrane transport. The record is from RefSeq and is a predicted model, not a curated record.